AUGUAUCGCUAUAAAAGUAUUGUGAGAGUAACAAAUUUUAAUUUAAAAUAUUUAGGUAUCUGUAAACGAAAUUAUGCCAAAGAUGUUCGUUUUGGUCCGGAUGUAAGAUCUUUGAUGCUUCAAGGCGUAGACAUUCUAGCAGACGCAGUUGCUAUCACGAUGGGACCUAAAGGACGUAACGUUAUAUUAGAACAAACAUUUGGACCCCCUAAAAUCACAAAAGAUGGUGUAACCGUUGCUAAAGGCAUUGAACUAAAAGACAAGUUCCAAAAUAUUGGAGCAAAACUUGUACAAAAUGUUGCACAUAAAACUAACGAAGAGGCUGGCGAUGGAACUACGACUGCUACUGUUCUAGCAAGAGCAAUAGCCAGAGAGGGAUUUGAAUGCAUAUCAAAAGGGGCAAAUCCAAUAGAAAUUAGAAAAGGUGUGAUGCUGGCUGUGGAAACAGUUACAGAACAUUUGAAAAAGAUGUCAAAACCAGUUAAAACCUCUGACGAAAUAGAACAAGUUGCAACUAUUUCAGCCAAUGGUGACAGAAGUAUAGGGAAACUCAUAGCGGCCGCCAUGAAUAGGGUUGGAAAAGAUGGUGUCAUAACUGUCAAAGAUGGUAAAACCCUCGAAGAUGAAUUAGAAAUAAUAGAUGGAAUGAAACUGGAGAAGGGUUAUAUAUCACCAUAUUUUAUUAAUUCUAGUAAAGGUCCAAAGGUUGAAUAUAAUGACGCGUUGAUACUUUUUUCGGAUAAAAAAAUAUUCAACGCCAAUCAAAUUGUGCCCGCCUUGGAAAUAGCUAAUGCCCAAAAAAAGCCAUUGAUAAUUAUUGCAGAAGACUUCGAGGGAGAACCUCUUUCAGUAUUAGUAGUAAAUAAGUUAAAAAUUGGUUUACAAGUAGCUGCUGUGAAAGCGCCCGGUUUUGGUGAAUAUAGAAAAAAUACUCUGAUUGAUUUAGCUAUUGCGACUGGCGGUGUAAUAUUUGAAGAUAAUGAGAAUUUAAUUCGUCUUGAGGAUUGUCAGCUUGAAAGUCUUGGUCAAGUCGGUGAAGUUUUAAUAACGAAAGACACCACUUUAUUAAUCAGAGGAAAAGGUGAUAAAGCUGAAAUAGAUCAACGCAUUGAGCAGAUAAGAGCCGAAUACGAAGAAACUUCAAGCGAGUUUGAGAAGCAAAGGUUAUUGGAUCGCAUUUCUAGACUUAAAUGCGGUGUGGCUAUUUUACGUAUUGGAGGAUGUAGUGAAGUGGAAGUUAAUGAAAAGAAAGAUCGUGUUAACGAUGCCCUUAAUGCUACAAGGGCUGCUGUUUCGGAGGGAAUCGUUCCCGGCGGCGGAGCAGCUCUUGUUAGAUGUAUACCAAUUUUAAACAAACUUAAACCUGCCAACCCAGACCAGGCAGUUGGGAUUGAUAUAGUCAAGAAAGCGUUGCGUACUCCAUGCUUAACGAUCGCAAGUAACGCUGGCUAUGACGGUUCCGUAGUGGUUUCGAAGGUUGAGAGCAUGGACAAAGAUUUUGGUUACGACGCUCUCAACAAUGAAUACGUUAAUAUGAUAGAAAAGGGCAUUAUAGAUCCUACCAAGGUUGUCAGAAGAGCACUCACUGAUGCCAGUGGCGUUGCGUCACUUUUGACUACAGCAGAGGCUGUUAUUUGUGAACAGAGAAUGGAUAAAAGUUUAACCCCCCCAACACUAGGCCCCGAUACACAAGGUGUAACUAUCUAUUAA
Molecule: messenger RNA, 1710 nt
Organism: Danaus chrysippus (African queen)
Lineage: Eukaryota; Metazoa; Arthropoda; Insecta; Lepidoptera; Nymphalidae
Source: the annotation of a GenBank genome assembly